Pelagomonas calceolata is the source of this 1344-nucleotide messenger RNA. The record is from the annotation of a GenBank genome assembly. Lineage: Eukaryota; Pelagophyceae; Pelagomonadales; Pelagomonadaceae.
CAUUGCGGCAGCCACGCUGUUGGUGGGCUGGUGCACGGUGAAACUUCGGCAUUGUGUCGCCUAUAACGCGUCGUUGCGCGUGCACCAUCGAUUCCGGCUUUAAACCCCUAAGAGCGCUACAACAAGCGGCAAGCUGAGCUGCGUGAGCACACGGCCGCCUACCUGCACGAGAAAUCAUGGAGACAACGCCGCCGCCCGCACCCACCGUGCUGCGAGCCGUGAGCCUCGACUUCGACGACACCCUCAUCGAAUCCGAGGCCAUGAAACGCGCCGCGCUCGUGCGCGUCGCGUCGGCCUUCGACGGCGGCGAGGCGGCGCUCGGCCGCAUCCAGACCGACUCGCGCACCGGCGCCAAGGUGACGCGGCACACCAUCUUUCGGGAUUUCUGCCGAGAGGUGCCGGCGGCGCGCGCCGUCGGCGCCGAGGCGCUCGUGGACCGCUACUCAGAGGCCGUGCGCGAGGGCAUCGCCAGCGCGACGGAGGUGCACGGCGCCUCGCGAUUACUUGCCGAGCUACGCGACCGAAAUGUGCCCACGUUCAUCAACUCGGCGACGCCAACGUCCGCGCUGCAAGACGCCGUCAAGGCGCGGGGCUGGGACCGCUUCGUCUCGGCGGCGCUCGGCGCGCCCGAGGGCGGCGGCGACAAGGUCGACAAUCUCGCGGAGAUCGCGAAGCGAGCCGGUUGUACGGCCGCGGCGGUGGCGCAUAUCGGCGACGGCGCCAACGACGCGUCGGCAGCGCAGCGCUUCGGCAGCGCGUUCUUCCGCAUCGGCGGCGAGGGCUACCGUGACAUUAGUGCCUUGAUGCCGGUGUUGCUGGCGCGCCUCGGGCUGCCGGCGCCGGCGACGUGCCGCAUCUGCGAGAAGAAUUCAAAGCUCGACGCCUUACCCUACGGCGGCCUCGUGUGGUCGUCGCCGCGCUGGUUGUUGCUCCACGCCUCCAAACCAACAGGCGUCGCGGGCCACUUGAUGCUCCACGCGCGAAGGCACGUCGUCGGGCCCGCGGACUUCAAUGAUUGCGAAGCCGCCGAGUUCGGCCCCGUGCUACGGCGCGUCUCCGACGCGCUCCAGACGGCUACUGGCGCGAAGCGCAUCUAUACCUGCUUCAUGUCGGAGUCGUCGCCGCAUUUGCACGUGCACCUGGUGCCGCGCCUCCACGACGCCGACGUCACGGGCUUCGACGUGUUCCAGCUGCAGGCGCGGGCCAAGAGCGGUGCGGUCGAGGCGGCGGGCGAUGACGCGUGCCGAGCGAUCGUGGACGCGGUGCGCGCGGAUUUGGCGGCGCGGCCGCCGUCAUUGUGAGUAGUAAAAGUAGUGUUUGUCGUUGACAAAAAGUAUUCUGCCC